Eutrema salsugineum is the source of this 952-nucleotide messenger RNA. Its product is annotated as splicing factor 3B subunit 4. The record is from RefSeq and is a predicted model, not a curated record. NCBI's taxonomy places the organism in Eukaryota, Viridiplantae, Streptophyta, Magnoliopsida, Brassicales, Brassicaceae. Gene Ontology annotation, molecular function: RNA binding. Bases 144 to 659 code for a protein of 171 amino acids. The transcript has 4 exons.
UUCGGCCCCUCUUGAAGCUUCCUUAUUCUUCUUCUGUUUCUUGUCCUUCUCUAAGACUAAUUAUUCACGGAAACUACGCUUCUUCAUCUCUUUCAUCUUCACACUCUAGGGUUUCCACUGUUCUGAUUCACGAAGUAGCUUCCAUGUCCGGGAACUCCAAUUGCACCGUCUACGUAGGUAACGUAGACGAGAGAGUAAGCGAAAGGGUUUUGUAUGAUAUAUUGAUUCAAGCUGGAAGAGUUAUCGAUCUACACAUUCCUCGAGACAAAGAAACAGAUAAACCAAAAGGCUUUGCAUUCGCCGAGUAUGAGACUGAAGAGAUCGCCGAUUACGCCGUCAAGCUCUUCUCCGGUCUUGUUUCUCUUUACAAUAGAACUCUGAAAUUCGCUAUAUCUGGACAGGACAAAUCAUCGUCUAAUUCUGGACACAGGAUAAGACCUCAGUCACUGUCAUUCGAGCAUUCGGACAGAGCUCAUUACCAUUCGGAGAGAUUAUUGUCACAAUUGGUUUCUCCACCUUCUCCUCUGCCUCUGGAUUACUAUCAAGAGCCGCCUCCGCCAGGAGUAUCUACGCACUCGAAUGGAGCCAGUUUGGAGUACAGUAGAAGGGUUCUAGGUUCUGCCUUAGAUAUCAACCAUUCACGACCACGUCGCUACUGAACUAGUGAUCACUGAUCACACUUCCCUGCUUUUUUGGUGUAAUGAUUAAUGAUGAUUGAUCUCAUGAUUCAUCCCAAAAAAAAAGAAGGAGAUCGAGAAGACGAAGUCAUCAUUGCAAAGACCCAUGGAAAGAAAAGAACACAUCAAACUGGAAGUUCAGUAGAACUGAUGUAACUUAUUUCCCCUUAAAAGACAGAUAGUCUCUGUGUUGUAUUCUGUAGAACAAGUUUUCAAAUCUUUAACUGUUACAAUAUAGAUUAUUGGCAAUAGCAGGAUUUACAUUUGCAAUUGCA